AGGCGCUCUUCUGCGUCGGCGCCCGAGUUGCGGCUCUGGAAACAACUCACAUUCCUCGAAAAGUCUGGAAACCUGCACGGACCACCAUCCAGCCUUAUCCCUCCUCGCCAGCCUUGUGAUGCCAUCAGGAGUCUAUAAGACACCUUCGAACGAGUCUCCUAUGUUGCUAGUCACCACACUCGAAAGAGAACAUCAGAACAACUUACACGAUGCAUAACCCAACAAGUAUGUUUUACACAUCUCUGCUAUUCCUCGCCUUCAUAUUUGGUGUGAAUGCAUCUCCCAUUGCACAUCCUCAAGCAGUCACAGCCACGAUCGCGCCCUCCGGCCCAUCUCAACCAGGUUGUACGCAUAGCUACUCCGGCGUCUUUGGCAUCGCGGUAAUGAACAUUUCAACUUUAAACUCAACCUCAACAUCGUCCACGCAGCUGGGAAAGAGACAGGGGUCAGAUUCCUCCCAAGCAACACCGACCCUCACCGUAGGCGUCGUCUCGCAGAUCGGAGACGGCCAGAUCCAAGGUGGAAUGCACACCGUGACCAUGACCCCAACACCAACCUCGCAGACCAGCACAGCCACUGUGACUAUAACUCCUAUAUCACAGAUCGGCGACGGUCAGAUUCAGAAUCCUACUGGUUCAGCUCCAACGGCAGCCGAGAGAGCCGCAUCGACUGAGUCCCCGUCCGACCCGGGGUGCGCUGCGACACCAAGACCUCAAGAAUCAAACGGCAACACGAGCACCGGCACGAAUACGGGCGAGGUCUCCCCAGAAACUGCGUUGCCAUCAACAACCUCCGCAAAUUCAACGACAUCUGCAUCUCGGUCAUCAACACCAUCCGAGACCGGGUCGGUAGAGGUGUCGUCCCUCGUAUCAUGCCUAUCGAAUUCCACACUAAAGCUUACGCUGUCCAACGGCACACUCCUCGACGCACGCAAUCGGACAGGCUACAUCGCGUCAAACUACCAAUUCCAAUUCGACGGGCCACCUCAAGCUGGUGCAAUAUAUACGUCAGGAUGGAGUGUUUGUGACAGCGAAGACGGAUCAGGUUCACCAACAUUAGCCUUGGGCGGAAACACGACUUUCUAUCAGUGUUUGAGUGGGAAGUUUUACAAUCUAUACACGAUCAAUUGGGCAGCACAGUGUAGUCCGGUCCAACUCAAGGUUACUGGUUUGGUGCAAUGUGGAUCGUGAUACUGAUACUGGUACCGAUAAUGAGGUUGCAAAGGGACGAAUGAUAUUAAAGGUAAUGAACGAACGACUUUAGAUCGACCAACAGUAUUUAUUGUACUCAGUACUUAAUUGAAGGAACACGCUUUUGCUCGGUAGAUAUCAUCUACUCCAGAACAUCUCUCAAGUACCACGCAUC
Messenger RNA from Exophiala viscosa, 1365 nucleotides. RefSeq lists its product as uncharacterized. Gene Ontology annotation, cellular component: fungal-type cell wall. Gene Ontology annotation, biological process: fungal-type cell wall organization. The record is from RefSeq and is a predicted model, not a curated record. Gene Ontology annotation, molecular function: structural constituent of cell wall. The coding region runs from base 210 to 1190 and encodes 326 amino acids. Lineage: Eukaryota; Fungi; Ascomycota; Eurotiomycetes; Chaetothyriales; Herpotrichiellaceae. The transcript is spliced from 3 exons.